CUCCGCAAAUACUCCAAAAAUAUUUGCAGUAACAAUAAUGUCCGGGGAUGAAGUAAAGUAAAACAGAGAGAAAACAAGCAUCCCAGUUUAUCUGGAGGAUCAACCAGACAGGCCACCAGGAGGAUCAACAGGUGUAAAGUCGACUGCCCCCUAUUCUCCCACGAUGGUCGAGCACCUGGCAGAAAGUAAAUUUAAACGCAACAGAAGAAGACGGCAGAAGUCAUCGAGAUUUGCAAUGCAACGGGAGAAAACGGCAGAAAUUAUCGACAACAUUCUUGCAGAAAAUUUCCAAAGCUCAGAGGAUAAUCCAGUUUUCUAGAAGGAAGAGGGUGCAUAAUGGCGUUAGCAGGCAUUCUUCGACGAUCUCAGACCAAACACUGCACACUUGGUUUGGCUCAGGUUGUUGCACAGAGAGAUGGGGUUUUGUUCGGAGCUUUCGCUUUUGCUCAGAGGUGGACAACCGCUGCAAGGGUUUUUAGUUCAAAGGGAUCUGGAAGUGACAUUGUUGGAAUGGAUCUUGUUAACUCUAAGUCACACAAUGGAGUAACAGAGGGAAAGGUUCCUCAAAAAUCUCCAAAUAGCCAUGUUUGGGUUGAAACAAAUGAACAGCAGUAUUUGGCUAGUCGAACUGGUGCACUUCUUACAGGAAAAAUGAAAGGAGCUGCAGAAUCAUAUAUUAGGAGUGUUGUAAAUGGUGCUGUAACUCUUCCUUCUUAUUUUAGUAAUAUGCAAAGGCAGGCUGUAAAUGCUGUGGGAAGAAUUACUGGGUUUUCCACUGCUAGUGGACCAGUUGAGGGAACAUCCACAAAUGGUGAUGCCUCAAUGCAGAAUGUGGUAGACCCCAAAAAGAACAUUAAUCGUCCAUUAUCACCUCAUCUUAGUAUUUAUGAGCCACAACUUACUUCAACCUAUUCAAUUUUCAAUAGAAUCUCCGGAGCGUUCUUAACUGCUGUACUUUUGUCUGGUCUCCUUUUUGUCUUGGAAAUAGGUCCUUUAAGCCUUACUUAUCCUAGUCUCUAUACCUAUCUUCAUUCUCAGUCGAUUUUCCAAAAUUGACUCUAAGUUUGUUUAAUUUUACUUUAUUAGCAUUUUGCUAUCAUAUAGUUAAUGGGCUUCGUCAUAUAUGGUGGGAUCUGGGUUUUCCCCUGGAGUCAUUUUGAGGAAUUCGGAUUUCUGAAUUUCUUAUGCUAUGUAUAGCUUUCUCAGCUUUUGCAAAGAUCAUCCAAAAACUCUAUUUCUGAGGAACAGGGUGAAUUGAAUGGCAAUAAACUCACCUUCAUUGUGGAAUAUUGGAGGGGAAGCAAUAGUUUUCGUUUCCCUCAAGUAGAACAGUACUUUGUUUUUCUUGAGUUGAUGUUUGGCAAAGUUCCUGAACGAUCCCAAAUUUGAUAUGUAAAACUUAUUAAUGAAAUAUUACUUGUGGCUGUUUUUUCCGUUGA
Messenger RNA from Cryptomeria japonica (Japanese cedar), 1439 nucleotides. RefSeq names its product succinate dehydrogenase subunit 3-1, mitochondrial-like. The coding region runs from base 337 to 1056 and encodes 239 amino acids. Lineage: Eukaryota; Viridiplantae; Streptophyta; Pinopsida; Cupressales; Cupressaceae. Gene Ontology annotation, cellular component: membrane. Gene Ontology annotation, biological process: mitochondrial electron transport, succinate to ubiquinone; tricarboxylic acid cycle. The record is from RefSeq and is a predicted model, not a curated record. Gene Ontology annotation, molecular function: ATP-dependent protein folding chaperone; electron transfer activity; ATP binding. The transcript is spliced from 6 exons.